Messenger RNA from Macroventuria anomochaeta, 872 nucleotides. RefSeq lists its product as uncharacterized. The transcript is spliced from 2 exons. The coding region runs from base 313 to 522 and encodes 69 amino acids. Lineage: Eukaryota; Fungi; Ascomycota; Dothideomycetes; Pleosporales; Didymellaceae. The record is from RefSeq and is a predicted model, not a curated record.
CGAAACUCGAAAGCUGCUCGCGAGGUCUCACAAUGCUCUUCAUACAGCUCACUGAAGCUUGUAUGCUUCACGGACGUAGGGGUAGUAUGAGAACAGCUGCCGUAGCAACAGCUCAACCUCCCUGAACAGCAAUAUGCCAUCACAGCGUCCGGUACGCAUUGCAGCUAUGCUCUACCAUGUUCUGCACAUGUUUAGAGUAUACUGAGGAAGGUAUCAGGAUGCUCUGGUUCGACAACAGACCGGCGCAACGCUAUGACAUUGCUAGCUUAAAACUAUGAGAAUGACCCCAUUGACGUACUCGUAGGCGAUUAGAUGAGCGAGGCGAACAUGACGGCUCGCGCCAAUGUCAAGUUGAAUGGCCAGAUGGAAGCAUACGAGCCAACCUUCCUUGAAGCCCUCGAGCCCGCCCUGCCGCACAUCGCCAGACACGGCAUCAAAGUCGCCAUCAAUGCAGGCGCAUCGGACACGAAGAUGUUCCAUGAAGCAGUCACAAAGAUGGUUACUGCGAAGGGCUGGAGUUGAGCGUUGCGUGGAUCUCUGGCGAUGAGGUGCUCCCACAGCUUCUGGAGGCGCAGAAGAGAGACGUGUCGCCAUUCAAGAAUAUCUGCAUCGUGCAGCGGCUGGACAACUGGCAGUUCGAGCCUAUAUACGCGCAGGCAUACUUGGGGGGACUGGGCAUCGCCAAAGCGCGCAUGAUGGAGUGCCUUAUCCGCGUGCAGAUGGGUAGAUAACACCACAAGUGAGAACGCCGCUACGGUCGACUUUCGUGUGAACGAUCAAGCACGCAGAGCCGAAGACGUUACCCCACCGAAGUUGUGCGGCCGUGUAUUGAUCCCAUCAUGUGUGCGUACUCGGGUGCAACACCGCAUCUC